Molecule: messenger RNA, 1538 nt
Organism: Exophiala xenobiotica
Lineage: Eukaryota; Fungi; Ascomycota; Eurotiomycetes; Chaetothyriales; Herpotrichiellaceae
Product: ubiquitin-conjugating enzyme E2 2, variant
Exons: 2
Coding region: 227-673 (148 amino acids)
Biological process (GO): proteasome-mediated ubiquitin-dependent protein catabolic process; DNA repair; protein polyubiquitination
Cellular component (GO): HULC complex
Molecular function (GO): ubiquitin conjugating enzyme activity
Source: RefSeq, a predicted model, not a curated record
CAAAACUGCGGCGAAUCACUCGAACCUCGCGUGAGGUCAAGCAACUUCCCUUCCUUCUACCGACACAACUCUGCACUCAUUGACAUCUUUCUCUCUACCACGACACAACUACACGACCAAACAUGUCGACUUCAGCAAGACGUCGCUUGAUGCGAGACUUCAAGCGCAUGCAGACAGACCCUCCAGCGGGUGUCUCUGCCUCUCCGAUCGCAGACAAUGUCAUGACAUGGUGAGCCUCUCCCACACUGACAACACACACACUCUCUCCCCAGGUUUCUCUCUUUUUGGGCAGGAGUGGUGUCUGAUAACCCCGGCCCCAUGCAGGAACGCAGUCAUAAUCGGCCCUGCCGAUACACCUUUCGAAGACGGCACCUUCAGACUAGUCAUGCAAUUCGAAGAAGCAUACCCUAACAAACCGCCGGGCGUCAAGUUUGUGUCACAGAUGUUCCACCCCAACGUCUACGGCACGGGCGAGCUUUGUCUGGACAUCCUGCAAAACCGAUGGUCUCCCACGUACGACGUCGCAGCGAUCUUGACAAGUAUUCAGUCCCUACUGAACGAUCCGAACACAUCAUCCCCCGCGAACGUCGAAGCAAGUAACUUGUACAAGGACAAUCGGAAAGAGUACACCAAGAGAGUGAGGGAGACGGUGGAGAAGAGCUGGGAAGAUUAAGCAGGAGCCGAUUACCGAUACAUGUUACGGCCUGAUAUGACCACAAUGACCGAAAUUCAGCGAUUGCAUGGUAUUGCGGGCUUGGUUGGCGUUUGGUUAGGACAGGAUAUCUUCCAAAGGCAGGACAGGGGAGUUUGGACUCUGUCAUUUUGUGCUGUUGAGAAACCAGUUAAGGGGAUUCAGUCGCCGUGGGGAAGUUGUCGAGCAAACGCCCUUCCAUAGUAUGGGUCUGCGAUUCGAUGCUAGGCGGAGUCAAGCAUCUACGUGUUCCACGGACGAUGAGAGGCAUACUCAGAACAGCGAGUACGUUGCCGCAAUAUAUGCCCUUAUCUGAGCUCUAUCUCAACGACAAUUCGUCAAUAACCGGUGAAUGAUGUAUCAGUUUCCCUACCUAGUGAUGAUUUGACUUCGUGAUAGACGCACACUUCUGGGCGAUGGUCGAAUCAUCUGCAAAGGACCGAAACAGUGAAUCGGAGCAUUGGCAUGAAGAUCCAUGGAUCUGAACGAGUUUAAUAUUCCCACGACUGUGCAGAGACACCAACUGUGACUUGAAGGAGGAACGGUCGCUGAUAUUCAUGAAAUCGCCAUCUCAGAUCUGACCACGGACGCAUUACCGCCAUCUACACAGUAUAUCUCGCUAAAUUGAGUCAUCCUCACAACCCAGACGGUAUUUCAGUUCGAGGUGGGGGAGCCUGCCCACCAACACACCAUCCCAUAGCAUGACAUAUCACAUGGCCGAUGUCCAAGUCAUGCUUUCCAGAGCAAAGCUGGACAAAUGGGGCAAAUGGAACAUAGGUAUCCAGUCCAGUCCAGUCCAGUCCAGUCCAGUUCAGUCCAGUUCAGGUCUAAGCCAACGCGCCCAUAG